Molecule: messenger RNA, 1106 nt
Organism: Raphanus sativus (radish)
Lineage: Eukaryota; Viridiplantae; Streptophyta; Magnoliopsida; Brassicales; Brassicaceae
Product: histone H1.2
Exons: 2
Coding region: 73-870 (265 amino acids)
Biological process (GO): nucleosome assembly; chromosome condensation; negative regulation of DNA recombination
Cellular component (GO): nucleosome; nucleus
Molecular function (GO): structural constituent of chromatin; double-stranded DNA binding; nucleosomal DNA binding
Source: RefSeq, a predicted model, not a curated record
CGUCCUUCUUCAUCACAAUCCAAUCAAUCGCAUAAAACUUCUUCAAAGAAAGAUAAAGAGAGAGAGAAAGAGAUGUCGGCAGAGGAAGCAACCGUUCCAACCAACGUCGAAGAGACGGUGACUGCACCGGCUGCGAGUGAGAAGAAAGCGAAGAAGACGAAGGAAGCUAAAGCUCCGAAGAAGAAGCCUGCAGCGAAAGCUCCAAGGAAGAGAUCUUCUUCUUCUCACCCAACCUACGAAGAGAUGAUUAAAGACGCGAUCACGACGUUGAAGGAGAGAACCGGAUCUAGCCAAUACGCGAUUCAGAAGUUCAUAGAGGAGAAGCAGAAGACGCUUCCUCCAACGUUCAGGAAGCUUCUCCUCGUCAAUCUCAAGAGACUCGUCGCUUCAGGGAAGCUCGUCAAAGUCAAAGGCUCCUUCAAGCUCCCCUCCGCUACUAAAUCAACCGCCGUUGCUGCUCCUGCUGCUCCUAAACCGGCUCCGGUUAAGAAGAAGGCGACCGUUGCUAAACCGAAGGCUGCUAAACCGGCGGCGAAAGGAUCCAAGAAGACCAAAGCUGCUGUAGCUGUGAAGCCCAAGGCUAAAGUAGUCGCUGCUAAACCUAAACCGAAGACGAAGACAGUGGCUGCUGUGUCCAAGACCAAAGCUGUUGCUGCUGCUGCUAAGCCUAAGGCUAAAGAGAGACCUGCUAAAGCGGCGAGGACUUCGACUAGAACUUCUCCAGGGAAGAAGAAGGCUGCUCCUGCUGCUAAGAAAGCCGCCGCGGCUGUAACUAAGAAGGCUAAAGCUAAGGCUCCGGCUAAGAGUGUGAAGGCGAAGGCUGUAAAGUCUCCGGCGAAGAGGGUUUCAACGAGGAAGGUGAAGAAGUGAAAGAAGAUUUGGGUUUAGGGUAGUGAAUUGGGGAGAUUGAAUGAAUGAAUGAAUACAUGGUUGUAAUGGUGGUUAGAGAGCUUCUCUUAGGGGUAGUCUUUGUAUAAUUUGAAUCAUAUCCUUUGAAGAAGCUUUUUGCUUUUAUCUCUGUUUCUGGUUUCUUCUUGAAACCACCCUUUUGUUCCUUGUUGUAAUUUUUGUGUUUGUUUUGAGAUUAAAGCUUCUUACAUGGUUAA